AUGGUGUCGCUUCUGAAAGUGACCUCAUUCAUGGCUGGGGCAGAAGCCAACUGUACCAUGGUCCAGAAAACACAAGUAAUUUAUGUAUGUUGCUUUUUUCUCCUUUUCUCCGUAGAUGGAUGGAGAAAACGAUGGGUGGAAUCUAAACAUCAGCCAGAUUAUGGUAAAUUUCAGCUCAGUGCAGGAAAAUUUUAUGAAGACAAAGAAAAAGAUAAAGGUCUGCAGACCAGCGAAGAUGCCAAGUUUUAUGCCCUCUCAACCAGGUUUAAGCCGUUCAGCAAUGAGAAUGAGAUCUUGGUGGUUCAGUUUUCAGUAAAACACCAGCAAGGCAUCGAUUGUGGUGGCGGAUAUGUGAAGCUCUUUCCUGCCACCCUGAACCAGGAGGAUAUGCAUUCGGAAUCUGAGUAUUACGUCAUGUUUGGCCCUGACAUAUGUGGUUUUGGCAACAACAAAGUAAAAGUCAUUCUUCAUUACCAAGGGAAAUACCAUGAGAACAAAAAGACCAUCAAGUGCAAGAUCAAUAAAGACACUCACCUAUACACUCUGAUAAUUCGCCCCAAUGCUACUUAUGAAGUCAAAAUUGACAACCAGCAAGUGGCAACUGGGAAUCUGGAGGACGACUGGGACUUCUUGCCUCCCAAGAAAAUAAAAGAUCCCUAUGCCUGGAAACCAAGGAAAUGGGAUGAACGCCUGCAAAUAGAGGAUCCUGAAGAUAAGAAACCUAAGGACUGGGAGGACUUUGAGUACAUCCCAGACCCUGAGGCCAAGAAGCCGGAUGACUGGAAUGAAGUGAUGGAUGGGGAAUGGGAAGGGCCCCUGAUGCCAAACCCAAAGUAUAAGGGACAAUGGAAACCUCGGAUCAUUGACAAUCCUAGUUAUCAAGGGGAGUGGAUUCAUCCAGAAAUAGACAACCCUGAAUAUAAGCCUGACCCUGCCAUCUGUCACUAUUAUAACAUCAGUGUUCUCGGCCUGGACCUUUGGCAGGUAAAAUCAGGCAGCAUCUUUGACAAUUUCCUUCUUACAAAUGAUGAAGAGUUUGCUGAAGAGGUUGGAAAUAAGACCUGGGGAAUAAGAAAAGACCUGGAGAAGCAAUGGAGAGAACUGUAUGAAGAAAUGGAAAAAAGAAAACAGGAAGAAGAGGCAAAGAAGAAAAUGGAAAAGGAGGAGGAAGAGGAAGAUGACAUCUGGGGAACUGAAGAAGAGGAAAUUGAAGAGGAUCCUUCUGAGGAAUCAGGAAAUGACAGGCAGAUGCAGGAGGAUGAUGCUGGAAGAGCAUUUCUGGGUAAAAAUAAUGAAGUCCUUGUUGAACAGAAAGAUGAACUCUAA
Cynocephalus volans (Philippine flying lemur) is the source of this 1326-nucleotide messenger RNA. Its product is annotated as calreticulin-like. Gene Ontology annotation, molecular function: calcium ion binding. The record is from RefSeq and is a predicted model, not a curated record. Gene Ontology annotation, cellular component: endoplasmic reticulum membrane; endoplasmic reticulum. Gene Ontology annotation, biological process: protein folding. Lineage: Eukaryota; Metazoa; Chordata; Mammalia; Dermoptera; Cynocephalidae. The coding region runs from base 1 to 1326 and encodes 441 amino acids. The transcript is spliced from 9 exons.